AUGACGAAGGUAAAAAAGCCAACCAAGCCAAACUCGGAGGAAGAUGAGCCAUAUCAUCAUCCACAUCUAGAAGAACAGAUAAUUGUUAGAUUUCCAGCUGAUAUUGCUCAGGAUCUUAUAGCAAAAAUGGAACCUGAAGCAAAUUUCACGGAUUUCGAAAUUGUCUUCAAUGAUAAGAACCACGCAACUGUCAAAAUAGGACAGGAAGUUUUAAGUGGAAUUCUCGUGAAUUUACCAACAAUUGUAGAAUCUCAUAGAACUGUUGAUGGUUCUCAUUUAUUCAAAUCAGCUGAUAUUGGUGAAAUAUUAAUUAUAUAUCGUUCUACAAGUGCACCAACUAAUAUUACUGCAGAUAAUACUUUUGAAAAUGGUAUUACUCCACCAACUAUUGAUAUUUUAGAAAGACGUAAUGCACAGCGUCAAUCUGUUAGAAGCUCUGAUUCAACAAAUCCUAUAGAAGGUAUAGAAUAUUGGGAAAUGGUCGAAAUUCAAUUAGCAGCUUUACUGGCCAAAGAUAAGACAGCUAAGCCUAUUACUCGUCAUGAAUUCUUCAUGGAGCCAGAUAUUGAUGCAGGAGUUCUUGAAAGAGCCCUUAGAUUACACGUAUCUCCAGAAUACAAAGGAUAUUCGGGACAAAACAUUGCUGAUGAUGAUUUAGAUAAGAAGGGAAUGGACGAAGACCCAAUUGUUCACUUCCCUGAUGAAAUUUUAGAAAAAUUUGGAGAAAACAAAGAAGAAAACUCAGAAGAAUCAGCAGACAAUCUUUCUUCAGCUGCUCCUGACUCCGAAUCUACAGAAUCUGAAUCUUCAUCCAGUGAAGAAAGUGAAUCCGAAUCUUCUUACGAAUCUGAAAAUGAAAAGGCAUCUCCGAAGGAGACAACCCCAGCUCCACAACCAGAGCCUCAGAAAUCUUCACAGAAUGAAAGCGAAGCUCCAGAAUCUUCUUCAUCAUCUGAAUCUUCAAGUUCAGAAGAGGAUGAUGAGGAUGAGAAGAAGGGCGAUAGCAGUGAGAACAUCACUGAGUUAAUUAACGCCCUUAGAAAAGAAAAUGCUACAAGACAAGAAUCACUUAAAACUGCUACAAAUGUAAACUAUCAGAAAAAGCUUCGUGAUAUCAUUGAGAAGAAUAAUGCCAAAAUUGCCGAACUUGAAGCGAAAUUGGCUGCAAAACAUUAA
Molecule: messenger RNA, 1176 nt
Organism: Trichomonas vaginalis G3
Lineage: Eukaryota; Parabasalia; Trichomonadida; Trichomonadidae
Product: histone acetyltransferase binding
Exons: 1
Coding region: 1-1176 (391 amino acids)
Biological process (GO): RNA polymerase II preinitiation complex assembly; transcription initiation at RNA polymerase II promoter
Cellular component (GO): transcription factor TFIID complex
Molecular function (GO): RNA polymerase II general transcription initiation factor activity
Source: RefSeq, a predicted model, not a curated record